AUGAUCAUUCACCAUGUCAUAAUACCUAGUAGCAAUAUUUUUUGGGUCAAUUUUGCUGAAACAGUUGGAAAGUACGCCGAGAAUCGGGCUUUCGACCUCAUGUAUUUGUCAGGGACAUGCAUUCCCGCGCUGACUGAAAUACAGGCCCUCCAUGACCAGCCGCACUUGUGCUCACGAACAGAUAUCAGUAUAACUACUACUCGUACACCACAAGCUCUCUGCCAAGUCAUAUACCAGGGUGCUUUAACCCUCCGCUCAUAUCUAUCUGACGAGGCAUCCAUGCUCGGUACCAAGGUGGAGGACCCCUUCAUAGCAUUUUCUAAUUUGGCCUCGUACUAG
Molecule: messenger RNA, 339 nt
Organism: Pochonia chlamydosporia 170
Lineage: Eukaryota; Fungi; Ascomycota; Sordariomycetes; Hypocreales; Clavicipitaceae
Exons: 1
Coding region: 1-339 (112 amino acids)
Source: RefSeq, a predicted model, not a curated record